Ilyonectria robusta is the source of this 1797-nucleotide messenger RNA. RefSeq lists its product as uncharacterized. The transcript is spliced from 5 exons. Gene Ontology annotation, cellular component: chromatin. Lineage: Eukaryota; Fungi; Ascomycota; Sordariomycetes; Hypocreales; Nectriaceae. Bases 1 to 1797 code for a protein of 598 amino acids. Gene Ontology annotation, molecular function: RNA polymerase II cis-regulatory region sequence-specific DNA binding; DNA-binding transcription factor activity, RNA polymerase II-specific. The record is from RefSeq and is a predicted model, not a curated record. Gene Ontology annotation, biological process: regulation of transcription by RNA polymerase II.
AUGACGGAUUUGUUAUUCCCCUCUCUCGAUAUUCCGUCGUUCCAAGACCAUAUCGGUCAGACCCUCCCGGAGAGUGUCCAGUUGAGCAGGCAGUCUAAUGUAGACACAUGGUCACAUCUGGGGCUUGGCAGCCAAGUACACCACAGCCUCCUCGAAACAUCUUUCUGGGGCGUCGAGAGUCGAGCUGGUGAGACAAUCGACCCUCCGCCGCAGCGAGGACUACCAUCGCUACUCCAAGAUACAGUCCCGUCAGUUUUGGCCUUUGCCAUCGACCGAGCCACGCACGAUGCGCUACGACAAGAUCUAGUUAGUCGUCUGCAAAGAGAGAACGUCUUCAAUCAGCUACCGUCAGCCAAGCUCUGCCAGAACUUUUUAUUGACUUACAUGGAAUGCUUCCACGGCCACCUGCCCAUCAUUCACCUGCCAACGUUCGACCUAAAUAAAACUCCGAGCCCGUUAACACUAGCUUUGUGUUGCAUUGGAGCUCUCUACCGUCUGGACCGCAGGCGGGCACGGCAGUUGUACGAUUUGGCGGCGGAAGCUGUAGAGAGUGUAAGUUGCAAUCAUGUUAAGCUAGGAACUAGACCAACAUCAUAUGCUAUGGAAGGCAACGGCUUCUUCUCCGUGGUUAGUAGCUUCGUUAUAGCCAGCCAUAUCUACAAAAGAAUCCGAGGCCUGCUUGCUGAGCAUACAAACGAACUGUCUAAUAUUAGUUGGCCUGAGUGGGUCGAACGUGAAUCGUGGAAAAGAAUGCUCGGAGGUCUCUACAUCACGAGCACCCUGACCAUGGUCAUUUAUGAUGUGAACCCUGGUUUCACUGUGGCCCAGGAUCUGGAGCUUGAAACCUUUCACGCCGAAUCCUUGUGGAAUGCCCGAACACCCAUGGAGUGGCGUGAGCUUUGGUCAAAACAACCUGGCCAUCAUCACCGAAAUGUGAAGGAUGUCCUGGAUGAUGUGAUAUCAGAGGGCAAUCAAGAGCCUCUGGAUUAUUCCCUAACCCCCUUUAAUGCUCUCAUGCUGAUGCAUGCAGUGGUGGUGCACAUGUGGCAGAGACUGCAGGUCAUGGAAACGUUUCCGCCGCUCUCGUCCAACCCGAUGUCGACAGACUGCGCCCUUGGGUCCUGGUUGAUGAAGAGCUCUUUGCAGGCUCUGGCAAGAUGCCAGUGCUUACUUCGGGGAACCCGGGGCCAGCAUGAACCACAACACGAUUCCGAUAGCGACUCAGAAAGUGCCCUGGUUUUCAACUGCCAGGCCGUCCUGAGGAUCGCGCAUAUCAGGCUGUUCAACGUCACGUCCAAGUUCAACCGGAUGUGCUUGAUCACCAUGGAUCCGGGGUUAAUCGAGACCUCGGCAUCGACCUAUGUAGCCGCGAAGCUAGAUAGAAGCCCACAGCUACUCAGUGCGGUGACAAAGGCUUUUGAAGGGCUUCGCAUCCCCGUGAAGAUGGGGCAUAUGCUGAUACGAAAAACAGCAGCGUUCCGAUGGAGCGUUGAACAGGCCAUCUCGGGAUGGGACAGUGCGCUGUUCGUUACAAAAUGGAUUCAUUCCGUAGAGAUCGACAAGCUUAACGGCAUUCCGGCCAACGAGGCAGAGGAAGGAUUCUUUGCCAACAUUAGAGAUAUACUAGAAGAGGCUGAUUAUGACCUCGACGAAAGCAAGUCCCUGGCUGCGGGGGUAGCCAGAACGUGGGGUUGGUUCCUCCAAGACGUGUGGGUUUGGGGGAUCACUCCUCGCAUGGGGGCUAUACUCGAUCAUCUGGCUACGGCAUAUGAGCGAGUUAACCACGACAACCGUUGA